AGUGAAAAUUCUCUCGGUCUACACAGAAGUGCAUGGUUGGUUAUCUGUUUAACUUUUUCAGACGAACCAACAUUGAAGGUGUUUUAAUAGUGACACAGAAAGCAAUUAAAAGUUUUAAUUUAAAACACAAACCUACUUUAACAGCAACUAGAAAAGGAUGGCCUUCAAUCUGAUUGGGUAUGGUUACGCUGUCUUGGUAACUACUGGGGGUAUAAUUGGCUUCGUUAAAGCAGGAAGCAUCGCCUCGCUUGUUGCGGGACUUCUGUUCGGAGUACUGGCGGGGGUUGGCGCCUACCAAAUGUCUCAGAAUUCUGAUAAUUUCUGGGUCUUGCUGGGCACCUCUGGGAUCCUGGCUGCUGUGAUGGGCGUGAGGUUCCUGAACUCAUGGAAGUUUAUGCCAGCAGGACUUGUGGCUGGGGCAAGCGUAUUGGUGUUUGUGAAGAUUUGUGUGUGCUUGCUGUGCAAACCAGGUCAUCCAGAUAGUGGCAAAAGAUCUUGAGCAUUUAACAUACGACUUCAAUGGAUUGUUGAAAAUGAGACUGUGGAAAAAACACCACCACACAUGUGUAACUGAGAUUGAAUUAGUCAUAAAUCAUGUCAACCAUCAAGUUGCUCUGUCUCUCUCUGUUAAAUGGGUGAUUCAGAGUAGUAACACAACUACAUGAGUUUUAAAAUGAAUAUAUGCCGUAUUUUCCGGAGUAUAACGGCUCCUACACACAGUUGCGUUCCGUCAACGCAUUCCAGUGGGUGUUCCCGACGGUAGCUAUGCAAAUGAUUUGAAGUAA
This is a messenger RNA of Alosa alosa (allis shad), 785 nucleotides long. Its product is annotated as transmembrane protein 14C-like. NCBI's taxonomy places the organism in Eukaryota, Metazoa, Chordata, Actinopteri, Clupeiformes, Clupeidae. The transcript is spliced from 4 exons. The coding region runs from base 158 to 499 and encodes 113 amino acids. The record is from RefSeq and is a predicted model, not a curated record. Gene Ontology annotation, cellular component: mitochondrial membrane. Gene Ontology annotation, biological process: regulation of heme biosynthetic process.